AUCACUGACGUCACAACGUAUGUGGGGAGCGCGCGCACCUCCUACCCAUCCCGGCCGCCCCGCGCGAGCCCCCGGCCCGUGCCCGCUGCGCGGCGUGACCCGGAAGCAGUAUCGCUGGGAGUCUGUGCAGAACGAGCAGCGUCGGCCCAGCUGGCGGCCUGCAGCCCGGGGAGCGAGUCCUGUCCGUGAGCGGAGCCUCCCCGGAACCCGAUGGAGACUGAGCCGUUAAAGGGCUGCAUAAGAACUGGUAUGGUAUGAUGAUAUGGUGAUUGUCGUCCUGAUGCUGCAGCAGAGGUUAUGGAGAUUAAUGGCCGGAGCUACUGAUCACAUGGUCUUCUAAAGAAGCAAUGGGUAGCUGUUGUAGCUGUCCAGAUAAAGAAGCUUUCCCAGAUAACCAACAAAACAGGUUCAAGGUUAUUAAUGUGGAUGAUGAUGGUAAUGAGCUGGGUUCUGGAAUGAUGGAGCUAACAGAAAAUGAGCUGAUCUUAUAUACGCGGAAGAGGGACUCUGUCAAAUGGCCCUAUCUUUGCUUGCGUCGCUAUGGAUAUGAUUCAAACCUUUUUUCUUUUGAAAGUGGACGACGGUGUCAGACUGGACAAGGAAUAUUUGCCUUUAAAUGUGCUCGUGCAGAAGAGCUAUUUAAUAUGCUGCAAGAAAUCAUGCAGAAUAAUAGCAUAAGUGUUGUGGAAGAGCCAGUGGUUGAAAGAAAUCCUCAGACAGACCUUGACGUGCCAAGAACUCCACGUACCCCAACAACCCCUGGUUUUACAGGUUCAAAUUUGCCCAACGGAUACCCACGCUACCCAUCAUUUGGUGAUGCAUCUUCUCAUCCGUCUAGUAGACAUCCUUCUGUUGGCAGCACACGUCUUCCUUCAGUAGGAGAGGAAUCUACCCAUCCAUUGCUUGUUUCUGAAGAUCAUGUGCAUACAUAUGUAAACACGACUGGGGUACAAGAGGAUCAGAGACCAAGUGUGCCAACUCCUCUCUCGCCUCGCCUCUCAGAGUCUGAAGGAAGCACUGCUCAAGCCGAACCCAGUACCAUUCCUGAUCGGGACCCACAGGUUAUUCUAGAGUCUGAAGGAGUGAAGUUUGUUUUAGGACCAACUCCUGUUCAAAGACAGUUAAUGGAGAAGAAAAAACUGGAGAUACUUGAGGAACAGCAAAGUGGUGGCAAGGGUGGCGGUAGCUGUCCAAAUAGCACAGAGUGGGACACUGGUUAUGACAGUGAUGAACAUAAAGAUACACCUUCUAGUAAUAAGAUGGUGUAUGAAAACGUUAAUGGAUUGUCCGUAAGUGCUUCUGGGGCACGGAGGGGACGUGUUGCACCACCUGUCCCCACAGACAUCCAAAAUAUCAAUAACUCUGCUCAGAGGAGAACUGUGCUACUAAACUAUGAAAAUUUACCAUCUCUUCCACCUGUUUGGGAAGCUAGAAAGCCCAGUAAGGAGGAUGACGACCCAUUAGGACCAAAGACCCCAUCUGUUAAUGGUUAUCACAAUAACCUAGACCCAAUGCAUAAUUAUGUGAACACAGAAAACGUAACUGUUCCAUUGAGUGCUCACAAAGUUGAGUUUUCUAGGCGUCGGGACUGCACACCUACCGUAUUUAAUUUUGAUAUAAGGCGUCCAAGCUUAGAACACAGGCAGCUUAAUUAUAUACAGGUUGAUUUGGAAGGUGGCAGUGAUUCUGACAACCCUCAGACACCGAAGACCCCAACCACUCCACUUCCACAAACUCCUACCAGACGCACAGAGCUGUAUGCUGUAAUAGACCUUGAAAGAACUGCUGCUAUGUCCAACCUGCAGAAAGCACUGCCUCGAGAUGAUGGUACUUCUAGAAAGACUAGGCACAACAGUACGGACCUACCCAUGUGAACCUCAAGCCAGUUAUGUCAUUUGCACCUUUUUGUGUAUUUCUAAAAAAAAAAAAAAGCAUAAAAAAAUUCACAUCUUAAACACUAACACUUUCCAUAGAUUUCAUGGUUUCCAUGUGCUUUUGUCUAAAGGGAAUUUAUGUAGAGCAGGUACUCCUAAACUAAGGUUUACUCUACAGUAAUAGUAGUAUGUACUGUAUAGUUAUAUAGCUGUAUUUCCUUUUUGUACCUAUUUAAUUGGUUUGACUUGCAGUGACAUGCCAGUUUUGAGUUUAUCUACAUUUGCCUAUAUUUUGCAUCUAGACUGUUGCCAUUCAAAGCUAUAGAGACAUUUUUAUUUUUGGAAUUUCAUUUACAUUAUGAAUGUGUGAUGUUAUAUACAAGUAUGUAUUUUUUUAUUUUUAUUUUAUAUGUGAACUUUCUAUGAUUCCAGAAAUUUGCCAAAUUACCAGCAUUUUAAAUUGAGGAAGUUGGUACGACCAGUAAAGUUGCUUUUUGGCUAUGUGUAGAGUGCUGAAUUACAGCCUCACAUGCUACAGCCAAACAAGCACAUUAUUUUUUGCACAUUAAGCACUAUUCAGGCUAUCUGAAAAUGGCCGUCUGCACCGAAACUUCUAGUGCAGGUGUUCAGUUGUAAAGUAAUAUAGGGGCUUGAUAUUUUAAGUUACAGUAUGUCAGGGUUGCAUGUAUUUAAUGCAAACCUAUAUACAUUUGUAUAAAGGCCAAAUAUGGUUUCCCCUUUUUUAUCACAUUGUAUGAUAUUGUAAGAUUGUAUGUUCCUAAUUUGCAUUAUAAAUCAAAAUUUUUCAUACUUAAAAGUAUAUAACUGUAUAAAGGUAGUAUAGAAAAUUUUGAAUUGUUUCCUUUUUUAAAAGUUAUAUAGAUGUGCAUUGCCAAACUUUCCAUAACAAUUUUUGUUUUAAAUGAUAACCAUAGGUUUAUAUCUGCACUAAACAUUCCAUGAUACUUUCUUGAACUGUGACCCUUCUCAUGCUAAGAACUGUGUAGCAUGUGAAUGGGCAACCUUUUCAUUACCCUCUAAACUACAUCUCCCAUGACACGUUACCAUCUUAGUACUGAAGGUUGACCAUUCCUGGCAUAAUUCAAUCCAGAGCCACCAGCUGCAGUUGUUGUUUUAUGAACUGAAGGGUUCAAGCCAAGCAAUACUAUGCAGAAAUAUAUAUAUAUAUUUUUUUUUUAAGAAAAAAUAAAAAACUGCUCCAUUCUGAAUAACUAGCCUUUAAGUUAAUAUUUGGUGUGCACCAGGUACUGCAUCAAUUACUGAUAUUGCUUACCACGUGUUCACUAAAAUAAUAUUUUUAUAACCGUGUUCUCCCAGAGAUGUUGCCAAUUGGGUGACAUUAAAAAGCAGUUAGGUGGGUCCUUCGUACAAAAAGAGGGGAGUGCACUUGCAGGGAAGGGGCAUAGACACACUAGUUCCGAUUCACAUUAUGCCCACACAGUAUUGUCCCUUAUUGCACAUUAUGCCCACACAGUUUAGCCCACUAUUGCACAAUAUGCCCACACGGUAUGGCCCCUUACACACCACUACACAGUUGUGCCCCUUAAAUGCAUUAUACCACACAGUAGGGGCCCCCCUUACCUAUCUGAUGCUAAAGAGUGGACUGGGCCUAAUGCCAGUCACUUAACAGGUGCUCAAACUAUUGGCUGCACACCUUAAGGCAUAUAAAGUGACCUGGGCCUAAUGCCCAGAGUCACUUAUUUGUGGCACGGGCCCUCUGUCCGUCUAACAUGCCACAAAGGCUUAAGACCUGAUUGCACCCACGGGCCUAAUGCCCAACACCUGAUCAUCUAGGGAGAGAGGGUAUAUUGCCGAUGGCCAAGACCUCCUACCAGGACAUUGGCAGAGGCUGCAGCAGGGAGCUUUGUUCAGCUCUUUUGUUCCCACCAGCUGCAGUACUCUCUGGUCCUCCUUCUUCUGCGACGUCUUCUCAUCUCUUCAGCAGCGACCAGAGCUCUUCAGGAGAUGUCUGCUUUUAAUCGCUGCCACCGCUAAAUUGAAGGCUUUGCUCAGGGGCGGCAAACGCCAUGGGCCGUGAUUGGUUUGCUUGUGAGUUGCGAUUUGUUUGCGAGCCGUGGAUGGCUCUCAAACAGCGGCAAAUUUAAACUGCCACAGCCUGACCCUUAAAGUUAGCGGCAUCCAAAAUGUCACAGCAUCGCAACUUUUGGCUGCGCCAUUUUGCCAUGCUGACCGCCCAAAAAAAUAAAGCAUGGGGAGAACACUGUACAAUAACCACAUUGUCAUUUCAUUGGUGCCAACAUCAUUUUGUAGCAUGGCAAUAAAAUACUGAUUACACCUUA
This is a messenger RNA of Pseudophryne corroboree (corroboree frog), 4195 nucleotides long. RefSeq names its product fibroblast growth factor receptor substrate 2 (gene FRS2). Gene Ontology annotation, cellular component: cell-cell junction; cytoplasm. NCBI's taxonomy places the organism in Eukaryota, Metazoa, Chordata, Amphibia, Anura, Myobatrachidae. Gene Ontology annotation, biological process: fibroblast growth factor receptor signaling pathway. Gene Ontology annotation, molecular function: transmembrane receptor protein tyrosine kinase adaptor activity; fibroblast growth factor receptor binding. The coding region runs from base 348 to 1874 and encodes 508 amino acids. The record is from RefSeq and is a predicted model, not a curated record. The transcript is spliced from 7 exons.